Messenger RNA from Sceloporus undulatus (fence lizard), 936 nucleotides. RefSeq names its product olfactory receptor 4M1-like. The record is from RefSeq and is a predicted model, not a curated record. Gene Ontology annotation, molecular function: olfactory receptor activity; G protein-coupled receptor activity. The transcript has a single exon. NCBI's taxonomy places the organism in Eukaryota, Metazoa, Chordata, Lepidosauria, Squamata, Phrynosomatidae. The coding region runs from base 1 to 936 and encodes 311 amino acids. Gene Ontology annotation, cellular component: membrane. Gene Ontology annotation, biological process: G protein-coupled receptor signaling pathway.
AUGGAGAAGAAGAACAUUUCUGAGGUGUCUGAAUUUGUUCUGCUAGGACUAUCUCAGGUUAAGGAAGUAGAACUUGUGCUCUUUUUUUCCUUUGUUUUCUUCUAUUCAUUGAUCUUACCUGGAAACAUCCUUAUUAUUGUUACUAUCUGGAUGGAUCACCACUUGGAAUCCCCAAUGUAUUUCUUCUUAGCCAACCUAGCCUUCCUUGACAUUUGCUACUGUUCUGUCAUCCCACCAAAGAUGCUAGCUGAUUUUUUAUGUCAACACAAAACAAUUUCCUAUGGUGGGUGCAUGUGCCAGCUCUUUUUCUUGCAUUUCUUGGGAACAGCUGAGAUGUUUCUUCUAAUGGCCAUGGCCUAUGACAGGUAUAUGGCCAUCUGUAGACCUCUACAAUACCUACAUUUUGUGAGCAGACAUGUAUGCUGUAUCCUUGUGGGGGCUUCAUGGACUGGGGGGUUUAUUCAUGCUAUUAUUCUUGUCAUUUUAACCCAUCAACUCCCCUUCUGUGGUCCCAAUGCCCUGGAUAAUUUCUUUUGUGAUGUCCAUCAAGUUAUCAGACUAGCUUGCGCUGAUACCUAUAGAGUGGAAGUCCUUACGUUUAUCAACAAUGGUCUUGUUAUAUUGACCUCCUUCAUACUCUUACUAGUCUCGUAUGCAAUCCUUUUGCUCAGACUAAAAACCAGUGCUACACAAAGUAAGAGCAAAGCUUCAUCCACCUGUGUCACCCACAUUAUCAUUAUCUUUGUGAUGUUCACCCCAGCAACCUAUCUCUACACACGACCUUCUGAGCCCUUACCCAUGGACAAGGUGGUGGCUGUGUUCCUUACUAUGAUCUUUCCAUUAUUAAACCCGGUGAUCUACACAAUGAGAAACAAAGAAAUAAAGAGCUCUAUGAAGAAGUUAAUCAAAAGGCACAUAUUCUUGGCUACCCCUUAA